Molecule: messenger RNA, 3438 nt
Organism: Lobosporangium transversale
Lineage: Eukaryota; Fungi; Mortierellomycota; Mortierellomycetes; Mortierellales; Mortierellaceae
Exons: 2
Coding region: 11-3403 (1130 amino acids)
Source: RefSeq, a predicted model, not a curated record
GCACAGAACAAUGGUCAGGCAUGCUUCGGCGCACUCUAACUUCCUAUACUCAAACGCGAAUCCAGACUCAGCUUUUAACCCUGACUCUUCUGACUCCAGCUCUGACUCUGACUCUAAUGCGGAGGCACAAACUAUCCAGCAUGUUGUCAAUGGCGAAACUCUAUCCUUUCAAGUGCCUGUCCGGACCGACUCGGCCUCAAAAGGGCCUGUUGUCAUGCUAGAGCCCAUCAUCGAUAUCUUUCCAGAAACCAUUGCCUUACGAAGACCAGACGGGAGCUCAAUCCCUUUCCUUGUCUCUUCAGAAGAUGUCUUGUUGGUACCCAUGCGAGUAGCCUAUUGUCCUGGUGAAACUCUGCAUGUAGUGCCUGGCUCAACUCCCUCACCUGUCGCAUUGUCCGAAUUAGAGAGAUCUUCCCUGUCAAUCCAGAGCCGGUUGGAAUCUUCUUCAACUUCAACACUAGCAUCAAAUCAGGAGUCGCUAGAUAUCUUUGCUGGUACCUGCACUCGCAGAACUCAAGCUCAAUAUAUGGCAAGGGGGCAUGAUGGCUUGUCCUUUGAAAGAUAUGCAGCAGAACUAAUGAGAAACGGCGUGCAUCAUCCUUCGUCAUACAAUCCGAUAUCAUUACCAGAAAACCCUGACCACUCUAACGAUGAAGAGGAUUUGUUUAGGUUUCUCGAAAUGCGAGCCAUUUUAGAAAACAGCAACAGCGACAGUGAUGCUGAUGGUGACGAUAACAGUGCUGGGAACGAAGAUAUUUUCAACCAUCUCAACGACAUUAGAAACAAUGAUUUCAACAGUAAUCUAGAGACUGUGGAAAAUUAUCCAUCAGCUGAAUUAACUGCUUUAGGAGCAGCUUUGGUAUCACAAUCCUUACCCUUAUCAGAACAGGCAGUCCCUCGAUUAUUUAUCAUUCUUCCAGACCUCAAACCACGGAGCAACUGGGGAGGAGUAGGGGAACCGCGGUCGUCGCAAACAUUUCGACUCUAUUUUCUAUGUGACUGUGGGCCAGGGGCGACGUUCCCUGCGGAUCGAGAUUCAAUCUCUGUCGGCACUGACGAAAACACCUCAACCAGUCAUCCAUUUGAUAGGAAUGAUGGUUGCAGCGAUACUGAUACAGCAGAUCACAUUGAUUUACGAAACUGUAUUCAUAUCGCGAAUCAAUCUGGUUAUCAGGUCUUGGACCUCAAGCAGUUCACAGAACAGUUUGGCCUAUAUACACUCUUAAUCCUUCGACUUUUUCAACAAGGGCUCAAUACUACUGCUGCUAAGAGAGGCCGUAUUCCGCAGUCAAAGAUCGCUAUUCCACCCCUCUCUCAAAGACAUUACACAGACGUACUUGCACCCUUCACCUGGGAGAUUGAGGAACGGGUUUCAACAGCCAUCAAGGCUCUUGAGGAGAUGAUGGUUUCUUUCCUUUCUAUGGAGGGUAAUAUUCUCUCUGCUCUAUUAUCUUUGAAUAUCGAAGAAGGGGUCCCUUUGGUUGAUAUACAUCGGCUGUGGGAAUGCGUUGAAGGACUCCGGAUUGGAGGGAGCUACCAUGUAGAAGGUAUGCGUCGCGCAUUUGUCCACGAUGGUACGAUUCGUUGGAUUUGCUCCAACCACUUUCAGAGCACAUUUAAUUACAUGCACGAAGACCGUGAUAUCCUUCUUUGGCGAUGUAAAGAAAUUCUGGGGGAUGAUCAAGGCGACAAUAUCAGCAAACAACUAAGCAAUAACCAAGGCCCAAAUGACGAUCCAUAUGAUGACAAUGACGACGACUUUCGGCAUACGGCUGGUACCGAAAAGGCAGUCGUAUUCGAUGAUCAGACACAGCACCUAAGACUCUCUGGGCUCACAUCGGUGAAACAAGUCAAUGAACUCGAAAAUGUUCUUGAGAACGGUUACAUGAUUCAACAGGUGACCUUGGUAUCGACUUUUGCAAGUGACAACUUAGUUAUGGCUUUGAUUGACAUGAUCUCGACAUCUAAAAUUAGCCUCUGGGCCCUCACUCUUGCUCCAGACUUACAGCUACAACAAGGGGUUGACAACAACGACUCCACCGUGGAAUACAUCAGGGCAAAAGCACUUAAGCGAAGGUCCAUUAUUCUCCCACGCUAUUCGCAGAACGCCGAUCACGAUCCUCUUCACUUUAAUGGCACUACAGAAGCAGGGGCAAUACAUUUACCGAGCAAUGGUAGCAAUAGUAGUUGCAACGGCAGGAAUAGGGAUAGUGUCCCGCAAUUUGGCAGCACAUCAUCACAACGACAGCUUCAGGGAGGGCUUCAACCUAUUUGUAACGCAUUUGUUCUGCAACAGAUUCAAACUCUCCAAAUACCAGAUCUUGAUCGUGGACUCUUCACAGGGUUGGACCCUAGUCCAGGCGAUUUUCCACAUCUUCGUAUACUAGAGUUGUGGGGAUCUGAUGCCUCGGGUCUACAGCGUGUUAAUAGCCAUAACAUAGGCGGUGGUGAAGGCAAUAGCGCUAUGUGCACAGUAUCUUCAAUCAACAAGCCCUGGAACACACAGGGAUUAGGUUCGCUCAUAAGAGCGUUCUCCAACUUGAAAGAGCUACAUAUCACCGGUAUCGACCUUGGAAUCAAUAUGAUUAUAAGCACUGUAGAUGAUGCCAAUAUUAGCGCCGCUCUCUUGACAAGAUUAACAAGGCAUCCUGCACAACUCCUCGAGAUUGCUCAAUCAUUACUUUACUUGCCAAGGUUAUCUGUCUUGGAGUUAUCUUCUUGUGGAUUACGACGGGAGCAUUGUUCGACUUUGGCUGCAUCUCUAAAUCUGCUGGAAAAUCGAAUUACACAUCUAGAUAUCCACAACAAUCCUAAUCUGGAUGAUGAAGGACUGGCAGAAUUGAUCUGGGCGAUAGGUCGAAAGUUGUAUCUGUUGGAUGCUCGGCACACAGGGUUUGGUAACACGAGCGCGUUUGCAUUGGCAAGCAUGUUGCAAGCUCAUCAGACAGAAAUCCAGCAGAAUAACGAGACCCACGGAUGGAGUAGUAGUAUGGCUAUCUACAAAGUCCUCCGGCUGGAAGAAACACAGCGCGUCCCCAACCACACUAAGGACCCUGCCCUUGACAACACAGCAUCGUCAUCACCUCCCAAACAAGACUUGGAUGCGACUGGCCGACACAAUUUGGUACAGGCGCUCGAAUUACUUGAGUCUAAAGAGUUGUGCCUUCGGUUCGAUCUUGGAUUUGUGGACGAGGAUUUUGCCUCUGCGUUGACAGGUAUGAAGAAUUUGGAGUGCUUGGAACGAUUACAGUUGGCAGGAUCGAAUUUUGGGCCUUUAGCUUUAGAAGCUAUGUUGAGGACCUUUAGGGCCACAUCCUGCCGACUACAAGAACUGGAGCUUCAUGAUACUUUGUUAUCAGAAGAACAGCAACGAGAUGCUCGUGAUGAACUUUUAAACUUUUGAUAUAAACAUUAAAUGUUGACUAAUAAAUAAACAAG